This is a messenger RNA of Perognathus longimembris pacificus (Pacific pocket mouse), 1017 nucleotides long. It is a transcript of the gene Fabp9, whose product is annotated as fatty acid binding protein 9. The transcript has 4 exons. Gene Ontology annotation, molecular function: fatty acid binding. Lineage: Eukaryota; Metazoa; Chordata; Mammalia; Rodentia; Heteromyidae. The coding region runs from base 403 to 804 and encodes 133 amino acids. Gene Ontology annotation, cellular component: nucleus; cytosol. The record is from RefSeq and is a predicted model, not a curated record. Gene Ontology annotation, biological process: fatty acid transport.
UGAAAACAAAAAACAGCUGAGGUAAACCAAAGAAGGAGAUCUUUGAGUGGGAAAACAUUUCAGUCGGGUGUUCACAAGACAUUUGUUGGUACUUCCUCAGGGUAACUCAGCAUUUAUUAUUUCAAAGGUGACACCGAAAAUUUCACAGUAAUAUUUAUCAGGUGACUCUUGGGUGUACAUCCCUGAAUUAAACUUCACAUGUUAAUUUUGUGUCUCUUAAUUUGAAGGUAAAUAAAAUGAGUCAAAUGCAGGUGCCCAGGAUCUUAGACUUUCUGCUGCCAAUUGGCCACUUUAGAAGCAUCACAUGCUGAAAACAUGCUUUAAAUGAAGCUGCUGGUAGCACCGUGCUGCCGAUACUUCUCUGGUCUUUGGUUGUGAGUGCCUCUUCUCAGAGCACCUCCUAUGAUGAUCAAGCCCUUCCUGGGAACCUGGAACCUGGUCUCCAGUGAAAACUUUGAUGAAUACAUGAAAGAACUGGGAGUGAAUUUUGCAACCCGGAAUGUAGCAGGAUUAGUGAAAAUGAGUGUCAGGAUUAGUGUCAAUGGAGAAACAGUGACCAUCCGGACGGAAAGUUCUUUCACAGACACUGAGAUUUCUUUCAUACUGGGGCAAGAGUUUGAUGAAACUACUGCAGAUAAUAGAAAAGUAAAGAGCAUCAUCAUAUUAGACAGUGACACAAUGAUUCAUGUCCAAAAAUGGCUUGGCAAAGAAACGACAAUAAAGAGAAAAAUUGUAGCUGGAAAAAUGGUAGUGGAAUGCACCAUGAAUAAUAUUGUCAGCACCAGAAUCUAUGAGAAAGCAUGAAGAAAGGAUCCAAUGAGAACUUUAAAAAAGACGAUACUUGAAGAAGGAAGGCCUCAGGGCGAGUGAUUUUAAAAAUUCUCAUCUGAAUUUGCUCAAUAAAAGCAUCAAAUUAAGCUCAAUUUUGGAUCUACUUGAUAAUGGAGAUCAGAGAGGGUCUCGUGAAUUGGAGAGGCAAAAAGCUACUUGCCUAUGGCAUGAAUGUAACAGCACUUC